Molecule: messenger RNA, 2275 nt
Organism: Uranotaenia lowii
Lineage: Eukaryota; Metazoa; Arthropoda; Insecta; Diptera; Culicidae
Product: phenoloxidase 8-like
Exons: 5
Coding region: 44-2110 (688 amino acids)
Molecular function (GO): oxidoreductase activity
Source: RefSeq, a predicted model, not a curated record
AUCGUCCCUCGGAAGGUCACUUUGGAAGCGAGCCCUGUGAACGAUGACGGAUAAGAACGCGAUUUUGGCGCUGCUGCAGCGUCCUCUGGAGCCCACUUUCUUGCCCAAGGACGAUGGCAAGACGGUGCUGAUUCUUCCGGAGGAGUACAUGCCGGAUCGGUACAAACCAUUAACGAACGACAUCCAGACCCGAUUCAGCGAUGGCGCGGAAGUUGAGAUUCCGGUGAAAAAUGUCGGCACUCCGAGUCUCGCUUUUGCCGAAGUGAUCGAUAAAAAUGGAGCCUUUUCGCUGUUCGUGGAAAAGCAUCGGGACAUUGCCGGGCAGUUGAUUAGUCUGUUCUUGGCCCAAAAGGAUGUAACGUCGCUGAUGGGAGUGGCGUCGUAUGCCAGGGGCCGCUUGAAUCCCUAUUUGUUCCAGUAUGCACUGACGGUCGCCAUUCAGCAUCGGCCGGAUACCAAAGAUUUACCGGUUCCGGCUGCAAUCAGUUUGUUUCCGGAUCAAUUCGUCGAUCCGUCGGUGUUUCCGAGGUUGCGUGAAGAGGGGAACGUUGUGGAGCAAUCAGAACGGACAACGAUCGACAUUAAACCAAACUAUACGGCAUCGGAUCGGGAACCGGAACAACGGAUGGCUUACUUCCGGGAAGAUAUCGGCGUAAAUAUGCACCAUUGGCAUUGGCAUCUGGUGUAUCCAGGAGGCGGCCCAGUCGAGGUGGUCCGAAAGGAUCGCCGCGGUGAGCUGUUCUACUACAUGCACAGCCAGGUCAUUGCCCGCUACAAUGUCGAUCGAUUCUCGAACAAGUUGGGCCGGGCUCCUUCGCUCACCAACUUCCGGGAACCCAUCAAGGAGGCAUACUUCCCGAAGAUGGUCCGUAGCUCCAACAAUCGAGCCUAUCCGGCACGUGCCGUCGAUUCGCUGAUGCGGGACGUCAACCGAGUCGAUAAUGACACGACGGUGUCGAUCAAUGAUUUGACGCGUUGGGUCGACCGAAUUCAUGAAGCCAUCGAUAGGAAAUCGAUCGUUGAUUCUUCCGGCCGUACGAUUCCACUGGACGAUAUCAAGGGUAUCGAUAUUCUGGGAGAUUUGGUUGAAGCAUCUACCUUAACGCCGAACAGAGCCCUGUACGGUAGUGUGCACAAUCUUGGCCAUGAUGCGCUCGCAUACAUCCACGAUCCUGAGUACAGAUACCUGGAGGACUUCGGAGUGAUGGGCGACGUUACAACUGCCAUGCGGGAUCCCGUGUUCUAUCGACUGCACGGAAUGAUCGAUGACAUCUUCCGCAAGUUCCUGGAGACGCUCAGCCCUUAUACUUCGGCUCAGCUGGGAUACCCCGGAGUCAAGGUCGAUAGCGUUGGCCUAAAGGUCACAAGAGCCAAUGCUCCGCCAAACGUUUUAGUCACUUUCUGGCAGAAAUCCUCGGUUGAUCUUGCCGCUGGGCUCGAUUUCGGCCCCAAGGGCAACGUAUUUGCCAGCUUCACCCAUCUACAGCACGCUCCGUUCACUUACGAAAUAAAGGUUACGAACUCUACAAAUGCGGUGAAACGAGGCACAGUUCGAAUUUUCAUCGCUCCCAAGAGAGACGAUCGAGGUGUUAUGUUGGCGUUCCGUGAACAGCGAGCCUAUUUCAUCGAAAUGGACAAAUUCAGAGUCAACCUGAGACCCGGUUCCAACGUCAUCAACCGUCGCUCUGAUGAGUCUAGCGUGACGAUCCCGUAUGAUCGGACCUUCCGAAAGGUCGGAACGGCCAAUCAACCUACCGAUGUGAUCGAUCGCGAUCGUUUCCGUUUCUGCGGCUGCGGUUGGCCCCAGCACAUGUUGGUUCCGAAGGGCUCUCCCGAGGGCACCCAGUUCGAUCUGUUCGUGAUGGUGUCCAACUUUGACCAGGACACGGUUAACAUCGACUUCGACGAAAAAGUGGACUGUAACGACUCCCACUCGUUCUGCGGCUUGAGAGACAGGCUUUAUCCAGACAAGCGAACCAUGGGAUUCCCGUUCGAGCGAAGCACCCCGAACACCGUAAGGACCGUUAAGGACUUUAUCGGAUCGAACAGCAACAUGGGCACAGCAGAGUUCAACAUUCGAUUCACCAAUACCGUCAUCGCUAGGACUUGAUUCAAUCGAAGCGCCCGCCGUUGGCCCACCUUCCCAUUUAACGAUCUACGCUCCAGUUCAAGAUUAUUUUUUCUCGAUAUUUUAACUCAUUUUAUUAAGCAUAUAUUGUGACCACGACAAAAGAUAAUUUUAUAUUAAUAUAUAUUAAAAGGCAAACACUUGCAA